This is a messenger RNA of Kuraishia capsulata CBS 1993, 1551 nucleotides long. RefSeq lists its product as uncharacterized. Lineage: Eukaryota; Fungi; Ascomycota; Pichiomycetes; Pichiales; Pichiaceae. Bases 1 to 1551 code for a protein of 516 amino acids. Gene Ontology annotation, cellular component: nucleus; cytoplasm. Gene Ontology annotation, molecular function: RNA polymerase II cis-regulatory region sequence-specific DNA binding. The transcript has a single exon. The record is from RefSeq and is a predicted model, not a curated record.
AUGUCCAUAACUCCUUCAAUCGAGUCUGCGACUCAGGUUCGGAUGGGUGGCGAAGCUGGUGAUCCUGAUUUGUCAGAUUCUAACGGUUCGCCCCAGAUAACAGUGAUUGGGCCCACCUCCACCGAUAGACCCUACAAGUGUUCUAUGUGCGAUAAAGCCUUUCACCGCUUAGAACACCAAACAAGACAUCUGAGAACACACACAGGUGAGAGACCCCAUCAUUGCACGUUUCCAGGAUGUCCAAAGAAAUUUUCGCGGAGUGACGAAUUAACAAGGCAUUUGCGUAUACAUGCAAAUCCUUCUGUGCGGAAAUCUAGAUCACGGGCAAAUCUACAGCAGAUGCAAGCACAGAGCCAGCAGAUACAGGCUCAACAAAUUCAGAACCAAGGCCAGCAGUUUCAGCCCUUACAGAAUCAACAGUUCUCACAGGUGCAACAGGUCCAAGGUCAACAGAAUCAACAGAACCAACAAGUUCAACAGCUCACCCACGUCAUCCCAACCAUGUACGAUAUUAACGGAAAACCCAUCUAUGCCCAGCCGGUUCCAGUUUAUAUCCUUCCGCAGGGUGCGUAUGCUGCGCCGCCGGGGGCGAUUCAGAUGCCUUCCGGCUUCAUGCCAGUUAUGGGCCAGCAGCAGCAGCAGCAACAACAACAACAACAUCAGCAGCAACAACAACAGCAACAACAACCGCAAUUUCAGCAUGCACCUCAAGCUCAACCUGACAAGAACAUGUUUGCGCCAUUUUCCAUGACCAAUACCCAACCACAGAGUCCUACAGUGGAAGUGCCCUAUCACCAACAACCACAGCUGCAACAACAAAGAAGGCCCACGUUCCAAAGUGUAAAGUCCACACCCGCUUUGAAUUCCUACUUCAGUCAGGAGUACUUGGUUUCACCCUCGUCUCUUUCGUCUCGUACGAAUUCAACAACGUCGUUGCGUUCACUUGAAACUAACAACAGUUCCACUUCUAGCUUCGCAAGUUUUACUAACGGAUUGAAAUCGGUCAAUCCCGGCUCGCCGUCUAAUGGCUUGAAAGCGUUGUCCUCCCUUCAACGCAUGACUCCGUUAAGAGUUUCACCUAGUGCGUCCAGUGUCAGGUUGCCCACUUUGACAUCCAACAACAGUUCUUCGUCCACUCUAGACGGGACGCCGGUGGAGGAACAAUCAAGGAAAAAGUCGAGACCAAACUCUCCCAAAGCGUUCACCAGUAGUUCUCUAGAUCAAAUCAAUGGUCUCUUGUCAAAACAUGUUAUCAACACUUCAGGCUUGCCUCAGCAGCAUUUACCUGCCAGUCAACAAUCUCAGUCUCAGGUCCAAUCCCCUCCUCACCACAUGAACACAGCAGAGUCGAUCAACAAGUCCAUGGCAAUUUUCAACAUCACAUCGCCGAACGAGACGCCUCUUUCCACCCCUUAUCAUUCGCCCACGCUGAAGGCGCAAGGCUCAUCGGUAACGUUACCUCCUUUGAGACACUUACUGAGUGGGCUCGAUAAUCCUUCCGAGGAGAAGAAGGACGGUGUGGUCAGCAUAGGGAGCUUGAUGAAUCAAUGA